CAAAACCCUACACCACCGCCAUUAGUCACUCAAUUCAUCAUCACCACCACCACUACCACCAUCGUCGUACUCAUCAUUUGUCAUCAUCAGCCUCCAUUAAGGGUUCCAUUUUUCAGAACUAGUGCUCUCUCCAUUUCUUGCUUAAAAUUCGUAGAUUCGUUCAACAUGGAUUCCCAUAUCUUUCAAUUUUAAACACGCCAUUAACAACGAGAUACUGUGCUGAAGAAAAAGCUCUUGGUAACUUCCAUAAUACUUGUGUGGGGGAUUCAAUUGACUUCAAUUUUUUUUCUUUUACAAAGAAUACUUGCUUGUGGAUUUUCCCUGUGGUGGGUUUUUGUUUAGUGUCUUAUUGUUUUACCUUCUUCUUGGAUUAGUGGGUUUCAUGUGCCUCCGGAAGCAGAGAAAAUCCAUUGUGUUAUUCGUCAUAUAAUCACCAUGAGUCGGCUCUGUCUUCUACUGGUGUUGGUUUUCAAUUUUGGAGCAUUCUCAAAUGGACUCUCAAGACCUGCCGUUGUGAACAUUGGAUCUAUUUUCACUUUUGCUUCCACAAAUGGAAAAGUUGCAAAAAUUGCCAUGCAGGCUGCAGUAGAAGAUGUGAAUUCUGAUCCCAGUUUUCUUGGUGGAAGCAAACUGAGUCUUUCUUCCCACGACUCCAACUUCAGUGGGUUUCUAGGCAUCAUAGGAGCUUUAAAAUACAUGGAGACUGAUACCGUGGCCAUUAUUGGCCCUCAGACUGCAAUUAUGGCCCAUGUAAUCUCACAUCUUGCCAAUGAACUCCAAGUGCCUCUUUUGUCAUUCACGGCCCUUGAUCCCACUCUCUCUUCUCUCCAGUACCCCUUCUUUGUUCAGACAGCUCCCAAUGAUUUGUUCCAGAUGACCGCAAUUGCUGAUAUGGUAAGCUACUAUGGUUGGAGGGAUGUCAUUGCGGUCUACACCGAUGACGAUAAUGGGCGCAAUGGUAUAGCUACAUUAGGUGAUAAACUUGAAGAAAGGCGCUGUAAGAUUUCUUACAAAGCAGCCCUUCCUCCUGACCCUGCAACUCGAAGCGAUGUUCAAGAUGCUUUGAUUAAGUUGUUAGCAUUGGAGUCGAGAGUAAUUGUUUUACACAGUUACAAAUUAUCAGGUCUCGUGGUCUUUGAUGUUGCCAACUCUCUUGGAAUGAUGGGUAGUGGGUAUGUGUGGAUAGCUACCACCUGGCUCUCUUCUACUUUAGACUCUAUGGCUACCUUAGAUCCAACAAUCAGUGAGAAAACCCAAGGAGUUCUCACAUUGCGCCCACACACACUAGAUUCAGAAAAGAAAAAAGCUUUCUUCUCAAGAUGGAGCCAACUGAGUGGUGGAUCUGUAGGGUUGAAUCCGUAUGGUCUCUAUGCCUAUGAUACUGUAUGGAUAAUUGCUCAUGCAAUCAAGGCCUUCUUUGAGCAGGGUUGGACCAUUUCAUUCUCAAAUGAUUCGAGGUUAACUAAUGUAGUGUUAAAAGGUGCUCUGCAACUUGACAAAAUGAGCAUAUUUGAUGGGGGAAAGCAUUUGCUGGACAAUAUAUUGCAUACCAAUAUGAUGGGGCUUACAGGUCCAAUUCAGUUUAAUCCAGAUAGAUCACUCAUCCGCCCCGCAUAUGAUGUCGUCAAUGUGAUAGGGACUGGGGUUCGGCAAAUUGGGUACUGGUCUAAUUAUUCUGGGUUAUCUGUCAUGCUGCCAGAGACACUGUACAUGAAGCCACCUAACCGUUCAAGUUCAAGCCAACAACUAUACAGUGCAGUUUGGCCUGGGCAGACGACGACAAAGCCUCGUGGAUGGGUUUUCCCAGACAAUGGAAGGCAGUUGAGGAUUGGGUUUCCUAACCGAGCUAGUUUUUGGCAAUUCGUCUCUCUAAUAAAUGGUAGUGAUACGGUUCGCGGUUACUCUAUAGAUGUAUUCACUGCUGCCCUAGGUCUGCUACCUUAUGGUGUUCCAUAUAAGUUCAUUCCAUUUGGAGAUGGAAAACAGAAUCCAAACUACAAUGAACUUGUGGAUAUGAUAACAACAGAGGGCUUCGAUGCUGUUGUAGGUGACAUUGCAAUAGUCACAAACAGAACAAAAGUGGUGGAUUUUACUCAGCCAUAUAUUGAAUCAGGGCUAGUUGUCGUGGUCUCACUGAGGAAGUUAGACUCCAAUGCAUGGGCUUUCCUGAGGCCAUUCACUCCAAUGAUGUGGGCUGUCACAGCAGCAUUUUUUCUUCUUGUUGGUGCGGUUGUGUGGAUUCUUGAACAUAGAAUAAAUGACGAAUUCCGAGGGCCACCUAAGCAACAGAUUGUUACGAUUCUGUGGUUUAGCUUUUCUACUUUGUUCUUUGCCCACAGAGAGAACACUAUGAGCGCCCUUGGUCGCUUGGUGCUUAUCAUAUGGCUUUUUGUGGUGCUGAUAAUCAACUCAAGCUACACUGCAAGUCUGACUUCAAUCCUCACUGUUCAACAGCUGUCUUCACCCAUCAAAGGAAUCGAAAGCUUGAUAACAAGCACAGAGCCAAUUGGAUUCCAAGUGGGAUCUUUCGCUGAAAACUACUUGAACCAGGAACUAAACAUUCCUAAAUCUAGACUCAUUGCCCUUGGUUCACCAGAAGCCUAUGCUAUGGCCCUUGAGAAUGGGACUGUUGCUGCUAUUGUUGAGGAAAGACCAUACGUAGAUGUCUUCCUUUCAAGAAACUGCAAAUUCUCUGCUGUUGGCCAAGAAUUUACCAAAAGCGGGUGGGGAUUUGCAUUUCCAAAAGACUCUCCCCUAGCCAUUGACCUAUCCACAGCCAUUCUGCAACUGUCGGAGAACGGCGAUCUUCAAAGGAUCCAUGACAAGUGGUUGACAGGACAAACUUGUAGUUCACAGCAAGAGAUCCAAUCAGAUCGGCUUCACUUGAAGAGCUUCUCUGGUCUCUUUAUCAUAUGUGGCAUUGCAUGCUUUGUUGCACUCUUUAUAUACUUCAUUUCGAUGAUGCGACAGUUCAGCAGUCAGUUUUCCGAAGAAUUCGAUUCUUCUGGUUCUGGUAGCUCACGAUCUGCACGCCUCCAGAGGUUUCUGUCGUUCGUUGAUGAGAAGGAAGAGGAAUCGAAGAGCAAAUCCAAGAGAAAACAAAUGGAGCAAUCAUCAAAUAUCAACAGUGAGCAAGAUGGACAAAGGAAUGGAUCCAACAGACAGGAAAUAGAUGGCAAUAAUUCAGACUGCACUUUUCCCUAAUUAAUUAGCUUUGUCCACCCUUAUUUCAUUACUUUCGCACGAAGUCAGUUGAUCUUUUGUUCAAUACAAGUCUCAUAUACUGUAAAUUGUAAAAUAUAGAUUAAGUUCUUCCCUUCCUCUUACUGGGGGUUAACUUGUAGCUGUUUUUGAUUUUUUGAAUGUCCAUUAAAGUUGGGCAUUCAUUUGUACUGAACAUUAGAGAUAUAUAUGGAAACAAGAAGUUCUGAGCAUCUAAAUAUCUUGG
Molecule: messenger RNA, 3448 nt
Organism: Telopea speciosissima
Lineage: Eukaryota; Viridiplantae; Streptophyta; Magnoliopsida; Proteales; Proteaceae
Product: glutamate receptor 3.2-like
Exons: 7
Coding region: 436-3204 (922 amino acids)
Cellular component (GO): plasma membrane
Molecular function (GO): glutamate-gated receptor activity
Source: RefSeq, a predicted model, not a curated record